UCGAACCGUCCGGAUCGGAAUAAACAAGCCACGAGGUAGGCGGUGCAGCGCGGCGAGACUCCCUCCCUCCCACCUGCCCGCACGCGCGAGCUGACACUGUGGCGGAUAUUUACCGCGCCACCGGAGGCCACGUGGAAAAGCGGCGCCACGAAGGAAAUAAAAGAGAAACGUCCGUCGGCCGGCCGAGCCGAGCGCCUCUAGCAUUCGAGAUCUUUUCUCUUUUCUCUCACCUCCCUCCCUCUCCCUCUCCCUCUCCCUCUCUGGUUGGUGGUGAAGUUGAAGGAAGGAGACGACGAUGGAGGAGGUGGACGGUCUCCGGGAGCUCGCGCGCUUGCCGGACGUGAUGGUGGUUUGCUCGUCUGCCGGAUGGACGGACCAGAAGCACAUGCUCUACCUGGGCUUGUUGCAGGAGUCGUUCGUGAACCGGUUGCACGACGGUGAAAUCGGCUUCAGGGGGCUCUUCCAUCUCUCCCCAGGACCAAGAGCUUCUACGCCCAAGCAACCGUCCAAGGCUGACAGAGCAAAGGUUGGGCAGGGCAGACCACCUUGCUGCGGGAAUCAUGGAGACGGAGAAACGAUUUCUAUGGAAGAAGAAGAUGAUGAUGCAUCAUCACAAGUCUCCGGCUCGCAAUCAAGUGCGACGACCUCUCGACCAUCUUCCCCGUGCCAUUUUGGCAAGCGCGGAUGUUCCCCUUCUAGCACCGCAGAGGGAUCGGAUCAGAACUUCGUUGACGAGGAAACGAUUGCGAGGGAAACCGGAGAAUCAAGAGGACGACCGCUCAGCAACAAGCGACUCAAAGUCUGCUGACCGCUACUAUGGAUGAUCAAGCAGUUCAUCAUCCAUGAAUGCACAAGAGAAGAAGGGUAACGAACACUGUUAUGGCUAGCUCACUGGAGGCGGGUUUUGGAUUAAUGGCCUGAUUUAAUGUGAUAACAGUCAUCUUUGUGCAUGGUCAUGAAGCAAAAGGAAAAUCCACACACUGUUUAGGUUGUUCUUUGGGGCCGAUCGACUAAUGUUGCCUGUUCACCCGGUGAAAUCACCUAGAGUUGUAGAAUAGAGAUCAAGACUCGAGUAACACGUAUGAUGCCCAAAGCUUGUUAAGUUGAGUAGAUUUCUGUAGUGCAAGUUUGAACAAAGAUAGUUUUACAGAUAA
This is a messenger RNA of Hordeum vulgare subsp. vulgare (domesticated barley), 1154 nucleotides long. RefSeq lists its product as uncharacterized. NCBI's taxonomy places the organism in Eukaryota, Viridiplantae, Streptophyta, Magnoliopsida, Poales, Poaceae. Gene Ontology annotation, biological process: regulation of circadian rhythm; response to cold. The transcript is spliced from 4 exons. The coding region runs from base 296 to 808 and encodes 170 amino acids. The record is from RefSeq and is a predicted model, not a curated record.